This is a messenger RNA of Penicillium olsonii, 1038 nucleotides long. The record is from the annotation of a GenBank genome assembly. NCBI's taxonomy places the organism in Eukaryota, Fungi, Ascomycota, Eurotiomycetes, Eurotiales, Aspergillaceae.
AUGAUCUCAACAUGGUUCGUGGAAGACAUUCUCCUCGAAUGGGAGGGGAAACGAGUCAAUCAUAUUAUCCAGGCUAUUGGCAGCUCAAGCACCCAAAAGGCGCAAGACUUCGUAAAGAAUAAUUGCCCAAAUCAGACGCCUAGUGUAUACGGCUCGUACCAAGAGCUCUAUGAUGAUCCCGAAGUCGAUAUUGCAUACAUCGGCACACCGCAUGCAUUUCACCAUCGAGACUGCUUGGAAGCCAUCAACGCCGGCAAAAAUGUCCUCUGUGAGAAGUCCUUCACGAUCAACGCCAAACAAGCACGGGAGAUAUUUGAUGCCGCACGAAAGAAGAAUGUCUACGUCGCCGAGGCCAUGUGGGUUCGACACCGACCUCUCUACCAGGAGCUCAGCCGGCUCCUCCAUGAACAGAAGAUCAUUGGGGAUGUGUUCCGCGUGUUCUCCGAUUUCGCUAACGGUGCCGACCCCGCAUCGCUUCCUGCCACCUCCCGACACCGCGAUUUGAGCCUUGGAGCGGGCUCCCUCCUCGAUGUCGGUGUCUAUGCACUCACCUGGGGCCGCAUGGCCCUUGGAUACCAGAAGGAGCUUCCUCAGAUCGUGGCAAAACAAACCCACGAAGUAGGGGUGGAGAUUACCACCAGUGCUAUUCUACAGUAUUCAUCCGGGCGACAGGGAAUCUGUACAUGUACCAGUAAGGCCCUCGGAGCCCCAGGCGAGGUAUUCCUCGUGGUGCAUGGCACCAACGGGUACGUUGAGGUUGAAGGGAGAGCGGCUUCGAUCCCCGAGUCCUUCACGGUUUGGAAGAAACAGGAGGGGGCCGCGGAUCGGGCUUAUUUCCCGCGUGAAGCAUGUGAGGGGAAGAAGUAUAACUUCCCUCAGAUUGGGCGUGGGUUUGUUUGGGAAGCUGAGAAUACCGCGCUUGAUAUUCUGGAGGGGCGAAAGGAAAGUCGGGUGAUGCCCUGGGAGGAGACGCUGUACAUCAUGGACCUGAUGGAUGAGAUCCGGGCGCAGGGGGGGACUUCUUACCCUGGCGAGUGA